UGAUUAUUUAUGUACUAAACAAUACUUCCCAAACUUUGAUAUCUGCUAAAUCAUGUCCCUCGAACUUUGAUAUAUACUAAAUCAUACCCCUUGAACUUUCAUCCAUGUUAGAAUUUUUUUACUAAAAUUAGACAAAAAUCCUUAAAUCCAACAAUCUCAAUAUAGUUCAAGGGCAUUUUUAACGACUUUAAAAAUUCAAAAGGUAUAAUUUGGUACAUGUACUCAGAGGUCAACAGUCAACUGUAUUUUAUGUAAGGGUAUUUUAGGAAUUUUAAUAUCCUGGUUAGGCCUAUAUAUGUAAUGUUUUCAUUUCGAUACAUUUAGAUAUAUAAUACUAAAAACAAUAAACAGGUUCUUCGACCGACAAAAGCAUCAAAGUAAUCAAAUCAGGUUUUGUCAAAGAAGUGAAUAUUUUUCAAAAUGGAAGCAAACUAUAACUAUAACACUGUAAUUUUCAACACUAAAUUCAGUGAUAUGAGUGUGGCAUUUUACCAAACAUUCCUUCAAUCUCUACGAAGAGAAUUGUCUAGCGGAACUACGAGCUAUGACAUACCGUUAUUGCGUACAAAAUCAACGGCGGUCAAUGACAAAGAAUUUGUAUAUGUGAGACUUUACAAUCAAAGUUUCACAAUCACAUUUGCAAUAUCAACUCUGAACUCGUAUGUGAUUGGUUAUCAAGUAGAUGCAGAAAGGCGUUGCUACUUCUUUAAAGAAGCUUCUCGCGACGCAAAAAAAUUACUUUUCAAAGAAAGUACUGAUCAAAGACAUGUCGAUCUCAAAACAAAUUAUGAUAUCUUAGGAAAUAGAGAAAAUGUCAAUUUGGGAUUUAAGUCGUUAGACAAUUCCCUCGAAGCAUUUACUAGGUUUGAUAGUGAGAAACCUACGAACGAGCUUCGUCAGAAUCUUUUAGUUGUUAUCCAAAUGAUUGCGGAGGCUGCAAGAUCCAAAUAUAUUCAGCAAAAAUUAGAAUUUAAAGGCUUUGAAGCUGGAUUUUUCCCUAAAGGUGAUAUUAUUGCGUAUGAGAAUAAAUGGGAAGAUCUUUCUAAAGCAAUACAGAAUUCUAAAGAUGGAAAUUUUCCAAAAGUAAAGUUGCAAAAUGAAGAUUAUAGUGAUCGUUAUGUGUCCACAGUUGCAGAAGUGAAAAAUGACAUGGCACUCUUGUUGAAUAUUGCAGCAUAAACAAAUUACAUAAACCUUUGUCCAAUAUUUUACUUAAUAUUAUUGUCACCAAAAAAUAAAUGACAUCAAUCUUUGAUGUCCUAUAUGGUAUUUCAGUCUGUGUGGUAUUUUAUUUCCAAUAAUGUUUCUCUACAAUUAUAUCAUUAUGGUAUGAUGAUAUUUGUAAGGGAAAAUAUCAAUUUCGUUUAUUAUGUACUUUGGUAAAAUAAUAAUUUAGAUUUUAUAAUUUGAAAAAUUGAUCAUCAAUUUGAUAAAAGGAACUUAAUUUUUGUUAAUUGUUUUUUAGUUUUACAUAUUAUGUUUUAGUCACAAAUAAUUUUUUUAUUUUAACGAAAG
Messenger RNA from Cannabis sativa, 1515 nucleotides. Its product is annotated as ribosome-inactivating protein cucurmosin-like. The record is from RefSeq and is a predicted model, not a curated record. Gene Ontology annotation, biological process: negative regulation of translation. Lineage: Eukaryota; Viridiplantae; Streptophyta; Magnoliopsida; Rosales; Cannabaceae. The coding region runs from base 421 to 1179 and encodes 252 amino acids. Gene Ontology annotation, molecular function: rRNA N-glycosylase activity. The transcript has 2 exons.